UAUCAGUGUCCAGUCGGCUGAAGUUGUCUGCUGACAACAUGUGAUGUGUGGAUCUCCACUUGGUCUGGAGUGAAACCUUAACAAUCAAUCCAGGACCUCAGAUGACCCAGGAACGUUUGGAUGCUAACUCACUAUUUGACUUUCGCCUGUCUGUUUGACUGCCUCUCUCUUUUUCUUACUAUCUCUCUACCUUUUCCUCUCCUCCAGACCAUGUCGGUCCCCCAGGACCUCCUGCCAGACGGCAGUCCCCUGAUUGGAGCAGCUAGGCUGGGGAAGCUUCGCCUCGUUAGGCUGCUCCUGGAGGGGGGUGCUCAGGUCAACGAGAGAAACCCAGGAGGAGAGACUCCUCUCCUGGCUGCGUGUAAAGCCCUGAGAGGGGAACCACUGGACCUGGAACCCUGAAACUGCUCAGAUACCUACUAGACAACCAGGUCUGUGUCUGCCUUUAAAGGAGAGCUGUAUUCCUGUAUGGAGAGGGCUGGAGCUCAGCUAGCCUCUACUCUCCUCUCAGCUGGAGCUGACCCCACUAUGGAGGACUACUCUGGAGCUUCAGCUAUGGUCUACGCUAUCAACGCACAGCACCAGCCUACACUACAGGUGCUGCUGGACGCAUGCCGCGCCAAAGGCCGUGACAUCAUCAUCAUCACCACGGAGAUGGAUGUGAGCGGAGGGCCGGUGACGAGGCGCUAUCUGAACGUUCUGCCGUCUCCCGAUGCAUCACCUGUCACCUGCAUGUCACCCUCUGACAUCAUCGUCAAGACAGGCUCACCCAACUCACUUGAGGGAGAGAAUGUGUUCAAUUUCAGAGGAUCAGGUAAGAGGGGGAGUGGCAGCAGCAGCAGAUUCUCCCCAUGUGAGCUGAGUCCAGUGGACCAGUCCUGUAUCACCCCUCCCAGACUGCGACAGUGGUCUGAACCAUGGCUAGCUAUUCACAAUCUGGCUCAACUAAACAAGGUCUACCAAGAGGGAAGGAGGGAGAGGAAGAGAAAGAGGGAAGAGAGGAAGGAGGAAAGGGAGAAAAAGGUUGUCUUCAUCACGACUUUAAGAAGGAAAGGAGGGAGAAGGCCGAGCAAUAGGAAGAGGUGGGAGAUGACAAGGAGAGUCAAUCUGUCCAUCUCUACCAUAAGGAGAUCUCUUCCGGGGCCUCUUGUUCUCUCCUCUUCCCCACAGAGGAGCACCUUUCCCAGGCAGCCCAGAGCAGACUGUCCCCUGAGAGGAGGCUAGCCCCUGGAGGUUCCACCUUGGAUUUAUACAGAGAACACCCCGGUACUCAAACUGCUUUACAUUGUAGAGGGGGAUCUAAUCUCAUCGGAGGCGAACCAAUGACCCGGAAGUGCUCUGUGGACAGACUUCCUCCCUGCUCUCCCUCUUGCUGGCAGGGGGCCCGUAGGAACACUCUCCCCUCCUUGACUCCAGCUCCACCCCUUCUUCACCUGCCUCCCCUAUCAUGUUAUGAGUCUCACCUACAGGUCCUGCCCCUUGGCCUACCUGUUGCAGGUGUAGGAAUGGUGUGUCGGACGCAGCUGCCCUCCCCCUCCUCCCCUCUUUCUCUCACUCCCCCCCUUUCUCACAUUCUCUGCUCCUCCCCCGCUCUUCCAGAUAAAGCAAUAUUUAGAUCAGGCUUUCUGCCUCCUCUACCCCUCUCUACCUCCUCUUCCAUUCCUGCUGUCCUUCUCUCCACCUCCUCCUCGUCCUCCUUUGUUCCCCCUCUCCCUCCCACCAGUGAGAGGUCACCUCGACGUCACUCUAUCCAGCUGGAGCCGCUGAGAGGAGAGGAGGAGAGGAGGAGGAAUAGAGGAAGAACAGAGGAGACAGAAGGAGGAGCGGGAGUGAGACCCUAUGUUAGCUUUUGUGGUGUGAUAUGUGUAGUUACUUGUAAUAACCUCUAGAGCAUGCUGGACACUUAUUUAGUGCUUGCUGUCUUGAAUGUGUGGAUUCAUAUCAACAGUCUAAAGCAGUGAUCUCCAAUCCAAAGAAUUAGUUGGAAUCCUUUGUUUAUUAGAUAUUUCCU
Salmo salar (Atlantic salmon) is the source of this 2011-nucleotide messenger RNA. Lineage: Eukaryota; Metazoa; Chordata; Actinopteri; Salmoniformes; Salmonidae. The record is from RefSeq and is a predicted model, not a curated record.